AAUUUUCAUUUUAUCUUAAGAAAUUGCUCUUCCCUCUUCCGAAGGUUUCAUUUCCCAGGAAAGCUAGAAAAUUCAAUACUAUUAUUAACAUGCCCCCCCCCCUUCUAUAAAAAAGUUUUUUUUCCUUUUAUUACAAUUUUUGUUUAAUAUGUAGAUGUCUCCCAACCCGGCUUUCUCCGAUCGAUUAACUCAAGACUCUCUCCUGGAGCUUUCUCAGCUGUUCUUAUCUCGAGAUUGUACUUUUAUCUUCAAUCCUCUACUCCACACUAUAAACAAUAGAAUGAGAACUUAUUCUAAAAAACGAAAAGCGAUUGAUGAAACCGUUCAUAUCAAUGUUGAAGGUUUUAUUUCUGAUGAGAAGAGGAUCAAACUUGAACCAAUGCUGGUCGAAGAAGAUCCAUUACAGAUCUCUGAACAGUUCGGAGAUAAUUCUAAACCAAAUGUCUCUGAACUAGUGGAAGAUGAAAUAAGAACAAAAGCUCAAGAGUCGGCAAAAAAAGUUUCACAAAAACUCAAACGAUUUCAGAGAUACGUGGAUGUGAAAGGAGGAGCGCAAUCUUACCUGGACGCGAGGAUGUAUCUACCCAAACCAGUUCAAACAUUCAACAACAAACUUCUCAAUCUAGCUCAACAAGCGUUUCAGGGUCCUCAGAGUAACGAGUUGACGGCAUUUUUUAAGAUCAUCGAAACUUCAAUAUUCGGAGAUCUUACGGAACAGGAGAAGGAGAAGGAUAAUAGUUCUUGGGUCGAAGAAUGUAGAGCUUGUCAGAGAAGGUUUACUUCUCCGUCUCUGUGGGCCAACCAUCUCUAUGCGCAUACUUUUGAAAAAAAAUCUCGUUCCGAUGAGUUCCACCUGUGCACAAUCUGCGGGGGAGAAUUUAUCAAUAGAGAUGAAUUUGAUCUCCACCUGAAGGCUGAGGGUUGUAUAGGAUUUGGUAAAGUUGUAAAUCCUUGUCUUAUCUGUGGAAUGUAUUUAUCAGGAAAACUUGCGCAUAGAAAACAUCUAACAAUGCACUCCGAAACCUCUAAAUCUAAAUAAACUUGAUCUAAACUCAAUUUUAGAAUAAAUAAUUAAACGAUGUA
This is a messenger RNA of Eurytemora carolleeae, 1083 nucleotides long. RefSeq lists its product as uncharacterized. The transcript is spliced from 5 exons. The record is from RefSeq and is a predicted model, not a curated record. Bases 155 to 1039 code for a protein of 294 amino acids. NCBI's taxonomy places the organism in Eukaryota, Metazoa, Arthropoda, Copepoda, Calanoida, Temoridae.